Molecule: messenger RNA, 1905 nt
Organism: Eimeria acervulina
Lineage: Eukaryota; Apicomplexa; Conoidasida; Eucoccidiorida; Eimeriidae
Product: C2 domain-containing protein, putative
Exons: 7
Source: RefSeq, a predicted model, not a curated record
CCCCGGGGGCCCCCGCGGGGGCCCCUGCGGGGGCCCCCCCAGGGGGGGCCCCCGGGGGGCCCCCAGGGGGCCCACCUCCCGAGACACCUGAAAAUCAUGGUGGAGAAGCAGAAGGAAAUGUAACAGUUCAAGAAGGAGAAGAACCGAUGGAUGAGGCGGAGGUUGAGAAAAUGCUGUUUGAUGAAUACUUAGGUAUGUUUCUUGCUGCUGUUGUUGCUGCUACUGUUGUUGUCGCUCGAGGCGACAGCACACGCAUAUAUGCAAAGGGACAAGAUAAGAAUUAUCUUCGAAGCUCCGUUGUUAAUAACGUCAGCAGCAAAACACCUGUUAGUUUGCAAUUUAGACAGUCGUUUGAAUACAGAGGGUCGUACUUAGACCUGGAAAAAGAAAAACUCAAAAUCAAAGUGUGGGAAUAUCGUACUUGGACGUUAAAUCAUUUGGAGGCUGUCUUUGAAGAACCGCUUCUUUCAUUUGCAACAGGAGAAACAUACAUAGAGAGAGAUCUUUAUAAGUUUGUUAAGGGGCGUCGUUCGCGUCGUUGCCGGAUAUCAUUUCAAUUAUAUUUUCAAGAAUUGUACGACUUCGAGUUGGCGUUUAUAAAGUGGAGAGGCACUCGUCUCUGCUCUUCUGCUUUUCUUCAAAGAAGAGUAUUUAAUCGCAAAGGUUUGCAGAAGGCGUUAGAAGACUCUAAGGGCCCAACCCGCCCGCACCAAUUUGUAGACAGAGCGAAGUAUAAACUGCAGCAAAGAAACUUCAAAAAGACGAGCAAACGAGCGGCAAGCAUGACAGGGUCUGCUGCAGCAAGCCGGAAGUCUCCUUCUCGAAGAAUAACAGAGGCGGGUGCAGCUGGAGGUGCACCUAUACAAUCUCGUUCUGCGUAUUUGUCUGCUACAAAGAGUAUAGCUUCAUUGAAAACAUUAAGACAAUUAUCAAAGACAAGCAAACAGCUUGUAGAGAGAAGCAGCAGUAAUAUUUUUAUGAGAGACGAAGAAAAAGAAGAAGACGAACAAAAUAAUGCAUACACCGAGUUGCUGCAGCAACACAUGCAAACAUUAAUUGCUGUUGAUGAAGAUGCGGAAGCUGAUAAUCUUGCGGGCUUUGACCCUGCAGAGACAGCAGGAAGCAGCUCUCCUACUGCUGCAUCUGGUGGUGGUGCUGCUGCUGGAGGAAGUGCUGCUGCUGCUGCUGCUGCUGCACAGCGUCUCCUCCCAAGCCCCCGCCUCCGUAUACGUCUUCUUCAUUCUUCUUCUUUAAAUCGAGGGCUUGCAAUUACUGCUGCUGAACAGUUUGAAACAAAUGCACCUACCUGGGAUAACUUAGGAGAAUUAUACUUCAGAGGCACUCUCAGAGACCUAGAUAGCACAUACUUAGAGGUAGUAGUAGAGGACGCAAAUGCUUCUUCUGCAUUUCGGGAGAUAGGGUACGGACAGCUGCCGUUACGCGGUGUUGUAGGCUAUCCGAGUUUACAACUAGAAUUACUGUCUCCUCGUUGGGUGUCUCUUCAAGCAAAAAUAGAAGGAUGGGGGGAUCAGCUAAAAGAUUGGCGGUUCGGGUGUAUAGAGGGUCGUGUAAUAGUUGCACAUACACCCCGAUAUUCUCAACAAGGAGAAGUAUAUGAUGUAGAGAGUAACAGAUGUUAUUUAAUUAUAAAAAUAUGUUCUAUUGAUCAAAUAAUUACACCGGAUAAUAGAAAUACUGUUGAUACUUAUGUUGAGGUUUCUUUUGAUGGUACUUCAAGAAAAACUAGAACAAUAAGAAGCUCUUUAAACCCUGUUUUUAAUGAAGAGAUCGCAAUACCUUUGCGCUUCUCUUCUAUUAGAGAUAUUUCAUAUACUGAUAUUCAGAAGAAAGGCAAAGUUUAUUUAGAUGUCUGGGGGACAGGCAAUAAUUAUGUCGAUCAUCUAG